UGCCCCCCACCCUCAUAUUCCACCCAUGUGACCGCCGCGGGCGUCAUGUGACUAUUAACCCCCCCGGCAGCCCCGCGAUGCCCCGCCCUUCUCGCGUGCCCCGGGGGGCGGGGCCUGGUGACGUCUCCCCGGAGGGGCGGAGCGGGCUCGUGCGGCGGCGGGAGAGGGAGUGCGCGCCAUGGGGGCGGUGGAGCCCGACCUCUACCGGGACACGUGGGUCCGGUACCUGGGUUAUGCCAACGAGGUGGGUGAAUCCUUCCGCCCGCUGGUGCCGGUGCCCGUGGUGUGGGCCAGCUAUGGUGUGGCCACCGCGUACGUGACCGCCGAUGCCAUUGACAAGGGCCGCAGAGCUGCCGCUGCGCACGUGCAGGACCCAGCGCAGGCCACGCGGGUCGGGGUGGCCGUGGUGGACACAUUCAUCUGGCAGAGCCUGGCCUCAGUGGCCAUCCCUGGCUUCACCAUCAACCGGCUCUGUGCCGCCUCGCUGGCCCUGCUGGGCACCCUUACCCGCUGGCCGCUGCCCCUGCGCCGCUGGGCCACCACCGCCCUGGGGCUGGCCACCAUCCCCGUCAUCAUCACCCCUAUCGACAGGGAGCACCCCAGCUGUCACAUCAGAACCAGUUAACCGAGGACAUCCCCCGCUGCUCCACUUCCCUUCUCCUGCCGUAGGACUGUGGACUUCCUGAUGGACUCCAGCCUCCGCAAGCUUUAUGGGGCACCAGGAGAGCCCCCGGCCCCGCACUGAGCCCCCCCCGGGGACAUUGAACCUGAUCUUGGGGUGCUGAGACCCACAACUGUGAACCCCC
Melopsittacus undulatus (budgerigar) is the source of this 806-nucleotide messenger RNA. It is a transcript of the gene MTFP1, whose product is annotated as mitochondrial fission process 1. The record is from RefSeq and is a predicted model, not a curated record. The transcript is spliced from 4 exons. Gene Ontology annotation, cellular component: mitochondrion. The coding region runs from base 179 to 625 and encodes 148 amino acids. Lineage: Eukaryota; Metazoa; Chordata; Aves; Psittaciformes; Psittaculidae. Gene Ontology annotation, biological process: mitochondrial fission.